UCACAACAUGGCACCUGCUGGCGGGGGUGUUGUCCUGGCGGCUCUGUCGCUGCUGUACUUAUGCGGAGCUAUUUUAUCCAGCGAGUAUUUCUCCACGUUGACUUUUUUCAACAGCGACCUUCACAAGCACGGCUGCAGCUCUCCGGCCGAGUGGGAGGAGUAUGCGCCGGACUGCGAGUCAUCUAUCCUGCAGUUGGAGGAUCCCGACUGUGAAGAGGGGAGCAACCCGUCCUGCGAGUCCAUCUUUUCACUCAAUGCAGAAAAAAUACUUAAUCAGGCAAAGUUGUUCGUCGAACAGCGACGGUUUCCUUUCGCUGUGGAAAACCAAAAUACCAAUGAAGAGCUUGCCAUUGGCUAUGUUCUCAUUGGAAAUGGCCUCUAUGAUGAAGCUAUCAAGCACUUCUCCUUACUGCUACAGGGAGAUCCUGAGCUGGUCAGUGCCAUCUAUGGACGGGGAAUAGCCUACGGCAAAAAGAGUCUGCAGGACAUAAAGAAUGCAGACUUGGCUCUGUAUGAGUUGAGCAGAGUGAUCGCACUGGAGCCCAGCAGACCAGAAGUAUACGAGCAGAGGGCGGAGAUUCUGUCUCCUCUGGGCCGCAUCAGUGAAGCUCUGUCAGACCUGACUAAAGCCAUACAACUGCAGCCUUCAGCCCGACUCUACAGACACAGAGGAACACUGCUCUUCAUAUCAGAGGAUUAUAUGGCAGCCAUGGAGGAUUUCCAGCAGUCUCUAGAGCUGAAGAAGAACCAGCCCAUUGCUAUGCUCUAUAAAGGGCUGACCUUCUUCCACAGGGGCCUCCUUAAGGAGGCUAUAGAGGUGUUUAAAGAAGCUCUCAAAUUGAAGUCGGACUUCAUAGAUGCAUAUAAAAGCUUGGGUCAGGCUUACAGGGAGUUGGGGGAUUUUGAGAAUGCUAUGGAGAGCUUCCAGAAAGCUCUGUUGCUGGAUCAGAACCACAUCCAGUCUCUCCAGCUCAGAGGAAUGAUGCUGUACCACCACGGCAGCCUGCAGGAGGCCAUAGGCAACUUUAAGAGAUGUCUGCAGCUGGAGCCCUAUAAUGAAGUGUGUCAGUACAUGAAGGGUCUCAGUCACGUGGCCAUGGGCCAGUUCUACGAGGGCAUUAAAGCUCAGACGAAAGUCAUGCUCAACGACCCUCUCUUGGGACAGAAAGCCAGCUCCGAGUAUCUCAAAGUCAAAUAUCUCAGAGAAUACUCCCGUUAUUUACACUCUCAUCUGGAUGUACCUGUUGCGGAGUAUAACGUUGAUCAGGAUUUGCCUGGAAACUUUAAGAACCACUGGGCCAAAAAUCUUCCCUUCCUCAUUGAGGACUAUGAAGAACAGCCUGGACUUCAGCCUCAUAUUAAAGAUGUUCUACCUCAGAACUUUGACAGUUACUCUGCUGAAGUGCAGAAGCUGAUCUGUACAGCGGAUCACCUCGGUGCACUGAUGCAGUACGACACAUUAGGCUUCUUACCAAACCUCAGAAUACACAGAGCGAUGGGUUUGGCCACCAUAGAGGUGAUGCAGGCCAUGCAGCGCACCUGGAGUAACUCGAAGGUUCGAGUCAACGGAAAGACCAGACAGCUGCAGUGGAGAGACAUGUUUGACAUCGCAGUGAAAUGGAGAAGGAUUGCAGAUCCAGACCAGCCUGUGCUGUGGUUGGAUCAGAUGCCUGCCAGGAGUCUUAGCAGAGGAUUUAACAACCACAUUAACCUCAUCAGAGGGCAGAUCAUUAAUAUCAGAUAUCUGGAGUAUUUCAGAAGUAUUCUCGGCUUCGUAAAGGAAAGAAUACUGGUUUAUCAUGGGGCGUAUAACCCACGGGGGCUUCAGGACGUAAAGCAGGCUCUGGAAAAUGUGAAUAAAGUGGAGGAUCUGCUGCCCAUCAUGAAGCAGUUCAACAGUAAAACCAGAGACGGCUUCACAGUCAAUUCUAAAGUGCCCAGUCUGAAGGAUCCUGGGAAAGAAUACGACGGAUUCACCAUCACCAUCACCGGAGAUCGAGUGGGGAACAUGCUGUUUUCAGUAGAGACUCAGACCACAGAUGAGAGGACGCAGCAGUAUCAGUCAGAAAUUGAAGCACUCUAUAAAGAUCUCACUGCCAAAGGCAAAACCCUGAUGCUCUCCACUGAACUCGGGGUAAGAUUAACAUCUGUUUGUCUGUCUGUAUCUGUUCUUCUUGUUGUGGCGUAUUCUGUGGUCAUGGGAGCUCUGAUGGCCAGUGGGAAAGAGGUGCUCGGCCGAAUCCCAUCUGGAAAGCUGUUUGACUUUGAGGCCAUGACUACAGCCAGUCCUGAUCGCUUCAGUAAGACCGUCAAGAGUUGGAUGAACUUAAAGAGUUUGCCGAGUUGGUACCAGAACCUUCCACUGGUUUCAGAGACGUUCCAGUUAACGAGGACCAUGAUUGAAGUUCUCAACACAGACUCGUCUUCGCACUGUCCCAAGAAAUCCUGAACUUGAAAUA
Sinocyclocheilus anshuiensis is the source of this 2459-nucleotide messenger RNA. Its product is annotated as tetratricopeptide repeat protein 13-like. The record is from RefSeq and is a predicted model, not a curated record. The transcript is spliced from 22 exons. Lineage: Eukaryota; Metazoa; Chordata; Actinopteri; Cypriniformes; Cyprinidae. Bases 8 to 2449 code for a protein of 813 amino acids. Gene Ontology annotation, molecular function: protein binding.